Messenger RNA from Acanthochromis polyacanthus (spiny chromis), 6211 nucleotides. RefSeq names its product cytoplasmic polyadenylation element binding protein 2 (gene cpeb2). Gene Ontology annotation, molecular function: ribosome binding; mRNA regulatory element binding translation repressor activity; mRNA 3'-UTR binding. Gene Ontology annotation, biological process: negative regulation of cytoplasmic translation. Bases 493 to 2781 code for a protein of 762 amino acids. The record is from RefSeq and is a predicted model, not a curated record. Lineage: Eukaryota; Metazoa; Chordata; Actinopteri; Pomacentridae. Gene Ontology annotation, cellular component: neuron projection; nucleus; cytoplasm. The transcript has 11 exons.
AGGCGGGCUCACAGAGGCGUGAUGCGGUCGUGACGUCGGUUCAGUCGGGGAUCUUUAAUCCUCUGCCGCAGCACCACAGCCGGUAACCAGAGGAGGGGGUAGCACGGUCGGACAGGGAAUGGCACCGCACAGGCUCGGCUAGCGCACAAGGCCGAACCAGCUCGGUCUUUUUUAGACUGAUGAUAAUAUCACCGAGAAAGAACAAAAAAAUCGCAGAUCACGACUAGAUCGAGCCAGACAGGCCAGACCCCCUCCUCUCCAGCCUCUUCACAGACCCUUUUCCUGUCGGUCAGAUCUCAUUUGGUGCGUAAAUUAUCUCCAAUCGCGUAACUGCUUCAUUUAAAAGCCGGGUUUGGGUGUUUUUCUAAGUCGGCGCACGGAUAUUACGCGACGUCCUGCCGGUUCUCUGCGGACAGAUCACUCCCCGGUUCGCCCUUCAGCAGCGCCGCCGUGUCCCCGCUGUUCCUGUCAGCUGCUGCGCAUCAGCAAAACAUGCAGGAUGAGCCUGUGGGGGUGACAACCGCGCAGUUACCCCCGUCAACCAAGGAGAAGGACCGCAGCAGCAGCAACAGCAGCAGCAGAUCCGGACAGCAAGCGAAUCAAACUGACAACCACGACGGCCGGCCGAGCUCGUUCACGCCGGAUUACAACCAUCUGAACCAGCAGCUCGCCUUCACCGACUUCGAUCGAGAUCAUUUCGUCCCGACGCAGUCAAUCUGUGACCUUCAGCACGGCAGAAAAAUACAUCAGCAGUUAAGUCAGCACGCCGAGUUUAGCCCCGCGGAGUCGCCCCCUCCUCCGCCCCCGGGACGCUUCAGUCACCUGCCGCAGAGGCAGAGCUCCUCCCGGCCCGAGCCCAGCGCUGCCGACUGCCGCGGCUCUCUAGUGGAAGAGGCUGAAGCCGAUGCAGCGACGCCCGCUUCCGUGAACCCAAACGCCAUCCAAAUGGACUCCCCCAUCGCCCACCAUAUAAAUAACGGCAAUGGCAGCAGCAGCAGCACCGGCAACAUGUUGUCCGGAGGUCUCGGCGCUGCUUUCCCGAACCUCCCCACCCAGGAGAUGCAAAGCGCCAGCGGGGGCUCGUCCUCGCCGUCCCUCCCCGGCUUCGGCACCCCCUGGUCGGUGCAGACGAGCUCCUCGCCCCCGCCCAUCAACCCCAUCCACGCCAAUGCCAUCAACCAGAUGCCCAACGCGGAUUCCGACAACAGCUUCUACCCAGGUGUCCCCUCCUCCAUCAACCCGGCCUUCUUCCAGAGUUUUUCGCCGGUGUCAGCUAAUCCGUGCGCCGGGAUUAACGUGCAGGGCUUCAGCGGUCCUUUCUCGCCCCAGAUAAACGUCCCUCAGCAGCCGCAGAGCCGCAGGUCUCCGGUCAGUCCCCAGAUGCACCCCCAGCAAGGCGCCUUCCUGCAGCAGAGGAACAACUACAACCAACAUCAGCCCAUGGUGAAGCCCUCUCCCUGGGGCAGCCACCAGGGGAACGGCUGGGGCUCCGGGGGGAUGUCUUGGGGCCGGGACCACCGCAGAGGCAGCGGCAUGGGCGUACCUGGCUCGGUCAGCCACGUCUCGCCCCUGAAGAAGCCCUUCUCCAGCAACGUCAUCGCUCCUCCCAAGUUCCCACGCUCUGGAGGAUCGCUGGGGCCUAAGUCCUGGAUAGAGGAGAACAUGUUUCGCACAGACAGCAACAGCAACACCUUGUUGCCUCUGCAGGACCGCACCAGGAUGUACGACAGUCUGAACAUGCACUCCCUGGAGAGUUCUCUGAUUGACAUCAUGCGAGCCGAGCAGGAUCCGAUGAAAGGCCGUGUGGGAUGCCCUAACCCCGGGGCUGACGGCCUACUCAUGCUCAAUGCCAGGAGCUAUGGGAGACGUCGAGGCCGCUCCUCCCUCUUCCCUAUUGAUGACAAUCUCCUCGACGACGGCCACGGCAACCAGGGUGUCCCGGGUGUCCUCGGAUCCCCCAACUGUUACCCCCACCAAAACGGAGAGCGCAUCGAGCGCUUCUCCCGCAAGGUGUUUGUGGGGGGUUUGCCUCCGGACAUAGACGAAGAUGAAAUAACCUCCAGCUUCCGUCGCUUUGGUCACCUGGUGGUGGACUGGCCGCACAAAGCAGAGAGCAAAUCCUACUUUCCACCUAAAGGAUACGCGUUCCUGCUGUUUCAGGAGGAGAGCUCGGUGCAGGCUCUGAUUGAAGCCUGCAUGGAGGAGGAUGGGAAGCUCUACCUGUGUGUCUCCAGCCCCACCAUCAAGGACAAACCUGUGCAAAUUCGACCUUGGAACCUGAGCGACAGUGACUUUGUGAUGGACGGAUCUCAGCCCCUUGAUCCCCGCAAGACCAUCUUUGUAGGAGGCGUCCCUCGUCCACUGAGAGCAAUCGAGCUGGCCAUGAUUAUGGAUCGUCUCUAUGGUGGAGUUUGCUACGCAGGAAUCGACACAGAUCCAGAGCUCAAGUAUCCCAAAGGAGCAGGACGAGUGGCCUUCUCCAAUCAGCAGAGUUACAUCGCCGCCAUCAGCGCGAGAUUCGUCCAGCUGCAGCACGGCGACAUUGAUAAGCGGGUGGAGGUGAAGCCCUAUGUCCUGGAUGAUCAGCUCUGCGAUGAGUGCCAGGGUGCUCGCUGUGGAGGGAAAUUCGCUCCUUUCUUCUGCGCUAACGUCACCUGUCUUCAGUACUACUGCGAGUUCUGUUGGGCCAACAUCCACUCAAGGGCCGGACGAGAGUUUCACAAGCCGCUGGUCAAAGAAGGCGCCGACCGCCCCCGCCAGAUUCACUUCCGCUGGAACUAGAGAUGGAUUCCACGUCCACGGUGACACAGUUGGGGGAAAGGGAAAUGAAACAACAGGAAAAAAGAGCAUCGCUCUGCCUCUCCUGCUUUCCUAAGCUAUCAGUAUAAUCAAGUACGUAACACUAUACAGCAUAUACUAUAUAUAUAUAUCUAUAUAUCUUUUGUAGCAGCCAAACACCACAAGCCUCAGUUUUUCACCAAAACCCCCCCUCACAUCUCAGGCUCUGACAACUCUACAACUCUUUUGUGGUACUUUCAUCUUUUCUAAGAGGAGAUUUAAAAAGAGAUUGAUUUUUGUAGCUUUUUUUAUUAUUAUUAUUUUUGUAUGUGAGAUUUAAAGUAGAUACGGGAAUGUUUUUGCAUGGGGGCAGCUUGUCUGUCUGUUUGUCUGCUGCUAGCCACCCCACAGUGCGUUCAGUGCACACUUGUUUCUGGGAAAGAAAAAAAAAGAAAACACGAUUCUUUAUAAUGUUGGCGCCUGCCCCGGGUCAUUAACCAAAGGUAGCAAAAUGAUAGGAAGCUUAAAUUUGACACAUUUUUCAGCUGCAAAACAAAAAAAAAACUGUGGUUUCUUAAUGAUGCAAUGGGCUCUUUCUUCUUGUCAGAGAGUUUAUUAAAGAAAAAAGAAGAUAAUAGGGUUAUUUUUGCGCUCAUACUGACCCGUAGAGUGAUACCUCAAAAUACAAAAUCUGGUUUCUGCUAACUGUAUUCAACAUUUAUACUUAACAAGCUAUUUUAGAAGCUUUGCUGCUAUAUAUACAUAUAUAUGAAUAGAUGUGUAGGUAUUAUAUUUAAUGCCACUUAUAAACCUGAAUCAUGUAAAAUGAAAUGCAGUAUGCACUCAACCACUUAUGGCCCCACUGCCAUAGAAAGAGUUAGAGUGCAUGCAAUGACAGUAGGCUUAGCUACACAAAUAGCAUGCAGGAUAGAUGUGAGGAAAAAAAUAAAACAAACUACUGAAAUUAUAAUUCAAAUUCUAUAGUGAGUAGCAUGAUCAUCAGUUACAGAUGCCUAAGAGGGAAAAAAUCAGAUGAAGCUACAAAAAAAAGAAUAUUUAAACUUGCAUGCAUUGAUGUUUCUCUGUUGUUUGAUCCGUUUACAUACUAACAAUACAAAAAAAGUGAUAUCGGUUCUACUGUAGACUUAGUGGACGCCAUCAUUUUGUGACAUGGUGGUUUGUAUGGCAAAAAAACGAAAAUAGAAAAAAAUCUGAAGCAGAGUGGUGUUCAGUGGUUUGUGUUUGUGUGUCGUCCAUGUGCUGUGUGACUGUUCGUAGUGUAGACUGAGGCUCUAGUUUAGUUACCAACAGAUUAGGAGAAUUAAACAUCUCUGCCUUCACCCUUCCCGUCCCAUAUCUGUGCGUGGUUCCAAAGGUUAAUCUGAUACAGCAUCGCUCUGGAUGCAACCAAAAGACUUUGGAAGACUUAACUGGGUCGCAUUAAUAAGCAUCCUCUUUUCAUUUCGCUUAUUUUGUAAAAGAAACAGUCGGGCCUCAUGCUGCGUGGCCCAGUUACUGGAAGAUGAAGCAUCUCCAUGUCUCACGAGGACGAAGGUCUCUUGGCAUGCUAAACUCUCCUUGUUUAUAUCGUUUGAUUUCCACCUCGACCCUUGAAAGACUUUUUUUUUAAAAAACGAUUUAAGGACAAUCUCUCUGUGAGGAUGGCGUCCCGGCCGUCCGUUCGGUACUGUACAAGUGUCGUGUCGUCGUGUGUGUGCUCCUCGGUAUCAGUGUUUCAGGCUUCAAAGUGUGUACUGUUACAAAAACCUUAAUCAAACUGAGACUUUAUUUACUCAUAGUAUGAUUUGAUUUGUUUGUGUCAACUACUUACCCAUCACUGGCCCUUCAGUAUGUUUUUUAUAGUCUGUAUUAUGCACUACUUUUUCUAUAACCCUGCUUCGUCUUCUUCUUCUAAUUCACCCAUUUGAGUGCUUUCAGUGCAGAUGUCGACUCUCUGAAGCCUCCACCUAUUUAUAAUCCUUGCAGAUGAUUUAUUAAAGUUUAUUUUUUCAUGAUUAUUUAAGAUGUAGCGUGAAGCAGUGGUCUUAAGUCGUCCACAUUCUAUGUGAGUAGAGCGAGAAUCCAAGAUUUUUCUAAUAUAUUCGUAAUGUAGUUUGGAUGUUUGCGAGGAUCGGGAGUCGAAAAGGCGUUCUUUUACAAAAAAAAGUUAAAAGUUGACGGACGCCUCCCCCACCACCCCCGCCACCUCUCCCCCCUUCCUUCGUGGCUUUAGUUCUCAAAGCGUCCGAUGAUGUUUGAAUAUUGUCACCUGUAACACUUGACUCGUGCUGUUUUUGUGAGGUUCUAUUUUCUAUGUUAAACACUGUUACUUUGUUCUGUACGUGUCCUUGUUUUUUUGUGUGUAAAAAAAUCAUAUUUAUUUCACUAUUUUUGUAGAUAAAAAAACAAUUUGAUUUUGAUUGUAUUUUUCUAUUUAAAUAGGAUUAAUAUUACAAUUUAUUCCCCCCCCCCCCCCCCCCCCCAAAUUAUGUCCAGCGGUUCUGUUCAGAGAUAAAAGAAUCAUGUCAUUAGUAACAGCAUCAAAGUUUUUGAUAUACGGUGGAUUCUUAUUUUGAUACACGACACGUUUCAUUUGAAGGAAGGAAACAUGAAGGUUUUAUUAUAUUCUGGGAAGACACUUGAGAUUCUCCCCUGUCGCAUCGAGGCCCCAGCUGCCUGUCCUCGUAGAUGCUCUGAAACUUGAAUAUAACACAUUUUGAAAGGCUGACUAACCUCGAAUCUGUGUUGUGAUGUGCAAUACUGUUUCUAAUGUUUGUAUAAAAGUAAGAACUACAGUGUAAACCUUUUUAAUGCAGAUUUAUUUUUUUCAUUGCAUAUUUUGCAGAUUUCUGAUCCACAGUGUCAUUUUUUACUGUCAGAAAAAUAAACCCCGUUUUUUCAUUGCAAGUAUUUUUAAAUCCAGAUAUCUUUGUACUGAUGUAAAUGAUUGUAGUUAUUUUGGAUAGUGUUUUGCUAACAAACGGAGAGACUUUUUCAUGCAUAUUUCUAUUUCCUUUCAUCUUGUUUUAUCCCGCAUUUUUAUUUCAUUUAAUAGUAGCAAAAUUCUUGGAAUAAUUUUUCAUAUUUAAAUGUCAUUGGUAUUAUUUUGUAUUUUUAUGUGGAAAUACACUAUAUAUAAUUUUAAGAUGCUAAUUGCUAAGAUAUUAUUUUGAGUUUAAUUAUUUUUAAAGCUAAAUAUUUGUAAUUUUAUUGUUAAAGUGACUAAUUUUUAAAUCAGAGUUUGUGUAUAGAUUCACAAAAGUGGUUUAUGAGGUGUUUGGAUUGUAAUAAUUACUGAAUGGUUCUUUGAUAUGCAAAAUGAAUAUCACGUUUAUUUUUAUUUUUGUUGGUUUUGUAUUUAAAUGGGGUGUUGAUUACAAUCUUUUGUUUUUCUUUCACUUCCUGAAUAAAGACCCAUUCUGUUUGGACACAA